This is a messenger RNA of Platichthys flesus (European flounder), 3499 nucleotides long. RefSeq names its product SAS-6 centriolar assembly protein (gene sass6). Gene Ontology annotation, biological process: centriole replication. The transcript is spliced from 17 exons. The coding region runs from base 272 to 2101 and encodes 609 amino acids. The record is from RefSeq and is a predicted model, not a curated record. Gene Ontology annotation, cellular component: centriole; centrosome. Lineage: Eukaryota; Metazoa; Chordata; Actinopteri; Pleuronectiformes; Pleuronectidae.
GAAGAAGAUAAUUCAGGUUCCGUUUCCAAGUCGGUUCACUUGGCGGGUAAAAGGCCGCCAAAUCCAAUCUCAGAGAAAAACAAUCAAGCCUUGCUGACUCCGUGUGAUGGAGACCACCGCCUCCUUUUAGCUUGACCCGCCUGUCAUUAGUUGUCGGAUGUUAGCUGUAGUCGCCUGUCAUAGCUCUAGCUGCCUCGCUUCCUAAAUGUGUCUUUAAUGUUAGGCUGUUUGUUGAACCACCCCAGUGAAAGACUCGACUAAUAACACAGACAUGGAGGAACUCUUCAGCAAAGUGUUACAGGUGAACGUUAGGUGCAGGGACUGCGAGGAAAGGAAAGCAAAUAUUCGUGUAAUCAUCAAUCUUCAGUUGACAACAAGUCCAGUGCACAAACGGGAUCUUCUCGUAAGACUAACCGAUGAUCUGGAUCCAUAUUUUCUCUUCAACCUCUCUAUAUCAGAGGAAGAUUUUCAAAGUCUGAAAGUCCAGCAGGGGCUACUGAUCGACUUUGCAUCAUUUCCUCAGAAGUUUAUUGACCUGCUAAACCUGUGCUUCUCUGAGCAAGAGUCAGAGAAUCCAAGGUUUCUCCUGCACUUGUCAUGUCAGUCUUCAAUGCUUGAAGGCCCUGCUAACUUCAGUGUUGUUGAGACAAACGCAUUCAAACACCUGAAUCACUUGUCCUUACGCCUUGUUCAAGGUUCUGACAAGGAGAUUAAGGACUAUCUGGCAGUGCGUCUCUCAUCUCUGAAGGUAGAGAAGCAGGCCCUGGAGACACAUCUUAAGAAGACUGAAGACGAUCUGUCCAGACAACUGAGUUAUGCUCAACAGACUCUAUCUGAGAAGUCUAAAGAGUUGGACAAACUGCGUUCAGAGUGGACAUGUCAGAGCAGCUCUCUGUCCAGCCGUCAUUCUCAGGAGUUACAGUUGGAGAGAGAGAAGGCUGUGGAGUUGCAAAGCAGGCUUCAGCAGCAGAUUGAGCAGCUCCGUCAGGACUUGGAGAGCUCUCACAAAAAGAGUAGCCAGCAGCUUCAUAGCAGAGUGACAGAGCUAGAGGCCUCUUGCAGAGAACUGACAGAGAGGAAAUACAAGAACGAGUCUUCCAUCAGAGACCUGAAGAUUAAACUAGUCGGAGCAGAGGAGGAGUGCCAGCGCUCAAAGCAGCAAGUUCUGUCGCUGAGGAGAGAGAACAGCACUUUGGAUACAGAGGUCCAUGAGAAAGAGCGUUUAGUGAACCAGCUGCAGAUGAGAGUGGCUGUUCUAGACCAGGAAGUCAAAGAUAAGGAUCAGCUGAUGCGCCGCACAAAAGAGGUGCUGGAAGCCACUCAGCAACAGAAGGAAUCAGUAGAAGAAAAUGCUGAAAAUAAAGAACUUCAGAUGAAAAAGUUUGAAGCAACGGUGAAAACACUAUCUGAGGAGCUUUUAAAGGCGAAUGGUAUCAUUAAGAAGCUGCAGGGGGAAGUUCGAGGCCUAGUUGGAAAAAUAAAAGUCAAAAACACUGUGACCGUGUCACAGGAGAAGCUCCUGCAGGACACAUCUGAGAAACUUCAGAAUGUCGAGAAAGAUCUACAGAGCGCUCAGCAGCAGGUCAUCACCAAGGACGAGCAGGUGUCAAAACUGAAGGAGCAGUUGGAGCUGACAGUACAGAAGCUAAAUGAAAGCAGCGAAGUGUUGAAAACGAAUGAGAAUGUUAUAAAUUGGCUGAACAAGCAGCUGAAUGAAAAGCAUCUGUCCAGAAAUCCACAGCCUCCGCAAUGUGUGGGGAAUCCUUCAGUUUUAUCCACAACCCCUGGACUAAGGGCACAGUUUUAUCCUCAAACUGUCAAACCGGUUAUAUGUCCUGGGAUGAGGGUGGAUGUCACCCCUGCUGAACAGCGAGCAGCGCAGCCAGCCAGCAGACAGAUAGGUUGCAGGUCCUCUGAUUCUCUGACUGGCCGUGAUCUGCAUUUCCGCAACAUAAAUGGUGACUACCCAGGUCUGGAUUCAAAGUAUUUUGAGAGGAGAGAUGACAGCAUCCCAAUCUACGGUCUGUCAUCUAACCUGCUCCACAGAGAGUUCACUCAGCAAACAAAGCCUCCUGUAGCUUCUGCUUACUUCUCUGCCUGACUGAAAGACUCUCAAAUCAAGGUGGAAGCAAAACCAUAAUAAUUGUUUGUCUUCAGCUCAUUUACAGAACUUUAACUGACCUGCUGUGCUACAGAAACUUGUUUUUUGGUGGCUAUUGUUGACGUUUUAAUUUAUUUGCCAAUGAUCUACAUGUCUGUCUUCUCAUUUGUUGGUGAGAUAAAUGCUGUUAAGACUGGUCGAUUCCAAUGAUCAUGAAGAAUGUAUUUUUCUUCUUUCGCAUUCACAGCAUUAUUUGCAUUAAAAGUAUUUAUUUUAUGUGUCUAGUAUUUCUUUUAUAAAGUGUAAUAAACAGAUGUCCAUCCUCAUUGAUGCUUACAGUUAUUUCAUUGAUUGAUGUAAUCUCUCUUUAAGCCACAUCAAAUUAAAAAAAUGUGAGGUGGAAAUAUUGGUGGGUUUCAAAGUUUACCUUCUCAUUGCUCUGUCAUCUUACUCUUUAAUUUAAAGACGUGUUAGCAAAAGUGUUAGCAAUAAAAUAUAGCUCUACUGACAGCUCUAAAACAAUCAUGACAUGGAAAGUACUUAUUAACUCAGGAAACCCUGUUUGUGAAACACGUGGCAAAAUGGAAGUCAUUUACUUUUGAAGGGGGUCAAUGUGUAACAACUAGCCAAAUAUAAAAUUCAUAGUCCAAAAAAUAUAAUGCAACAUAUUACCAGAAAGUUGAGGUGGUCUGCCUUAUGAUAAAAAAAAAAAGCAAAUUCCCUCUGUGGUCCUUUGCCAGCCCUCCCCCUCCUCUGUGCCUUAGUGGGACUGUCCAUCGGGCCCACCAAUAUAAUUCCAGGUUGGAUGUAAAAUAAUUAACUUUGUUUUCUAUUUCUUAUUUGCUGAACCUUUUGCCUGCCAUUCAGGGUGCAUGUUAGCCAUGUGUGCCUGGUCAACGACUGGGCUACUCUUCAACCUUCAGCUCAAGUUUGAAGAAGAUCAUUGCAAAUGUUUGAUUGAAUUUUCACUCGGGGUUUUGCCUUCCUCAGUAAUUUUUUACCUUAAUUUGUGUGUUUGUAUCUAAAUAUAUUCUGGAAUUACAUCAUUUUCAAUAAAAUAGAAGAUGCCACAGAUAUAUGUAUGUCAUCUGAUUAUGUAGGCCUAUGUGGUGGCUAUUUUAUCCUGAUUCAUACCCCACACUUGGUAUAUAUCUGUUAAUAAUUGAGGCAUUUUGAGUAGUGUUCUACAAAACGAAGCAGGUCAUUGGAAGAAGUUUGAAUGACAGACCUUGUUACUUUAUUGAACAUGUUCUGUAAGAUAUUAGGACUCAAACCAUUAUUGUAUGCGUUAGAGACAAUUCAAGAAGUCUUCUGAACAGUCGUAAAUUGGUGUGCUUGUGUUUCAGGGCCUCUCGAGUUCUGGGAUAUUUCUGGGUUCAGGUAAAGGCUUGGGACAUA